Molecule: messenger RNA, 786 nt
Organism: Trametes versicolor FP-101664 SS1
Lineage: Eukaryota; Fungi; Basidiomycota; Agaricomycetes; Polyporales; Polyporaceae
Product: NAD-P-binding protein
Exons: 8
Coding region: 1-786 (261 amino acids)
Molecular function (GO): oxidoreductase activity
Source: RefSeq, a predicted model, not a curated record
AUGUCAGACGCCAGCGCCAACGCGGCUCGUGUUGCAAUUGUGACCGGGGCGGCGCAAGGAAUCGGAGAAGCCAUCGCCCUAAGGUUCGCCCGGGAUGGGUUCGACCUCGCCCUUGUCGACCUCCCGGCGAAGCAAGAGCAACUCGACGCGGUCGUGAAAGCCGUCGAAGCAUUAGGAGCACGCGCCACGGCCGUCUUCGGGGACACCUCUCUCGAAGCAGACGUAGUCAAAUACGUCGAGAAGACGGUGCAGCAAUUCGGCGGGGUCGACGUGAUGGUGGCGAACGCGGGUAUUUUCAGCUACAAACCGAUCCUGGAGCUGAGCGUCGAGGAGUUCGACAACGUGAUGGGCGUGAACGCGCGCGGCCUCAUGCUCGCUAUCAAACACGCCGGCCGGCAGAUGGUCAAGCAGGGACGAGGCGGGCGGAUUAUUGCUGCGGCGUCUUAUGCGGCCAAGACAGGAAUUAUGAACUCGUCGGCGUAUAGUGCUUCCAAGUUCGCUACGCGUGGGCUCGUGCAAAGCGCAGCGCUCGAGCUUCGGCAGCACAAGAUUACCGUGAAUGCAUACGCACCAGGCCUCAUCAUCACCCCGCUCACAACGCACCCUGAUGAUGAGAAGAACGGCGGCCCUGCAUCUACAGGGCUGAAGAACGCCGGCAUGCCUCAAGAUAUGAAGGCAGGGACGGCUGAAGACGUGGCUGAGCUGGUCGCGUAUCUAGCUAAGCCGGAGGCUUGGUAUGUGACAGGGCAAUGCAUCAAUAUCAACGGAGGGAUUGCGAUGGAUUAA